This is a messenger RNA of Cavia porcellus (domestic guinea pig), 4848 nucleotides long. It is a transcript of the gene Rara, whose product is annotated as retinoic acid receptor alpha. The record is from RefSeq and is a predicted model, not a curated record. Gene Ontology annotation, cellular component: nucleus; transcription regulator complex. The transcript is spliced from 8 exons. Lineage: Eukaryota; Metazoa; Chordata; Mammalia; Rodentia; Caviidae. Gene Ontology annotation, molecular function: nuclear receptor activity; nuclear glucocorticoid receptor binding; RNA polymerase II cis-regulatory region sequence-specific DNA binding. Bases 2618 to 3739 code for a protein of 373 amino acids. Gene Ontology annotation, biological process: regulation of transcription by RNA polymerase II; retinoic acid receptor signaling pathway; cellular response to corticotropin-releasing hormone stimulus.
UGCGGCCUGAGACUGGAAGCUACGGGGCUCUGGGCCUGGCCCAUCUGGACUUUGGGUUGCUGGGAACCUCAGCCAGCCUAAAGGUGACCUGACUUCCGUGCAGCCUGCCUGUCUCCUGCCUUUGCAUUGAGACUCCUAAUCUGCCCUGGCUGGGAUAGAUGUUGUGAGGCCACAGUGACCCACUUGUUGAUAGUGGCCUUGAGAACUCUCAGCCAUAUUGCAGGGACAAUGAUGACAAGAGACAGGGUGGAGAAUGGCCAUUCCGAUGUCCACAGAGCCUAGCACACAAUGGUGCCCACUGGGCCUCGUGGUAUGUUUGUUGUCCCCUCCAGAUGGGGUUGGGGAUGGCAUGGAGGGAGCCUUGCUUGGCAAAGCCCACACUUGCCUAGGGUUGAGCGGGCUGAGGUGCAGCGGCCACCUGAGACCUGACCCUGCUGCUGGCCAGAGCCUCUGAUCUUGUCCCCCUACCCAGUGAUGGCGCACUGUGUUCCGCCUCAGCCUGCCGGUUACCUGGCUGCUGCCCGGGACACGGUCCCUUACUCCGGAAAUCCUCCAUCCUUUCACUCAUCUUUCAGCCACAGAGUCCCUCCCCCCCAUCGGUGCUGGGGGCUGGAAUCACUCAAGAGGCUAUUCCAGGUCACCAGGACACAGCCUCAGUCCCUCAGCCCUGCACUGCUGCAGCACGGGGGACCCUGCAGACCUGGAGGACCCUGGCCAUCUCCCCCAGCCUCAGCUGUGGCCAGCACUGCGCCUGCCAGAGCCCGACACCCCCUGACCCUCACAUUGGUCCUCACACCCAUCUGCCCAUCUCAGGAGCCCUGUGACAUGCACUGCACCUUUCCCGUCCUGCUGAUUCUGCCUCUUCCUGUUGGCCAGACUGGGGGCUGACAGGCAAGUGUGCAGCUGCAACUCCAGCUUUUAUUGUGUAUUUAUUCCUUAUUUUGAGACAGGUCUGGUUAUGUAGUACUGGCUGGUUUUGAACUCAUUAUGUAGCCCAAGCUGGCCUUGAACUCACUUUGAUCCUCCUGCCUCAGCCUCCCAAGUGCUUGGAUGACAGGGAUGAGCAACGACACCUGACUCCCAGCCUUUUUAUAAAAACUGCAUUUUGAGACAGUGUUUAUCCAGAUGACUAGAACUUGCAGUCCACCUGCUUCGGCCUCCCAAGGAGCUGAGCUUCCAUGUGCCCGCCACCACACCCAGCUGGUUCUAACCUCAGAAAUAUCCCCUGACUCUGGCUGGCUGUCGCCACUUGGGUUUCCUGGGCUGCCUGCACUGCUGGUCCUUCUUCCAACUCUCCAUGCAGCUGCUGGGAAGAUGUCACCGACACUGCAAGGAUCAGGUCUUCUGCUCCUUCUCUUGGAGCUUCUCUGUGGGUCCUGGCAUCCAGGAAGAAAGCCUGGGAUCAGCUGCUUCGCUUCAGUGCAUGCUUAUUUACCCGUGGAGGCUCUGUGAGUGCCUGGGUCAAUCUUACCCACCUCUGAGGCCCAGGAUCCCCGGACAUCCUUUACUGGGACUCUUGGCAUGAUUUCUGAAUGGACUGAAGGUCUUCCCGCUGACCCUUGAGCCUCCUUUAAUUUACCACCUGAGCCCAUGAGCCACGUGUCAUGAUACACUCACCUGGGCGACAUACGUCUGUGAUUGUUUGCCCAGUGGCUCUUCAGGUGGGGUUUCCAAGGGCAGGCUCACCAGGACAUUCGCUUGGAAGGUGCUUAGAAAAUGCUGUCUAUCCCUAGCUUAGUGGGAGGGCAGGGGCUUUGGUGGCUGAUGAUCCUUGCUCCCAGCUUCAUGUGCAGUGGUGUGAUCUUGGAGAACCCGCCUCCCCAUCGUUUAUUUGUGAAAGCUCUCAGAGUAGCUGUGAGAAUUUACUGAAGAUGUGUACGCCUGUGGGUACAGAGCCCGGCUGCUGGGAUCUCCUCGGAGGUCCUGUACAUUCUCAUCUCUGCUCAGCAUAGCCCGAGUAAUAGGAUACCAUCUCCUCUGGGAUUCCCUCGCUCUGGGGAUCUACCCGCUCAAGGCCUUUUCUUCCCCGGAAAUAAACACCCCAGGCAUCCUGAGGGUUUCUGGGAGGAAGUGGUCAGCGGGAAGCCACGGCCGCCCCUUUUAUCUCCCCGGGACUGGACCCUGCGCCGUGCGUCCCUUUUCCCGGCGGGAGACACGGGGCGGGGCUUUGCGCGCCGUGGCGGGGAGCCCUCCCUUCCCCGCCGCGCGUGUGCCAACAGCGCCUCGCCGCUGGUUCCGGCGGGGGAGGCCCGAGUCACACAUGAUGUCACAGACAGUGACACAAGCCGGGUGUCUCAUACCAGCACCGCGCCCAGCCGGCACAAUGUCACCCCCGGGACCCGCGGUGCGCUGUGUCCCUGGCGCUCGCGCCUGGCCACGUGCGCCCGGGCCCUGCGCUUCUCACCGGCGCCGUCCUCCGCUCGGGAGAUGUGGGCUGGGCAGAGCCGAGUAGGGGGCCUGCGGGCGGGCUAGCGAGCCGGUGUUGUCGCGGAUAGAGCCAUCGAGACCCAGAGCAGCAGUUCCGAGGAGAUUGUACCCAGCCCGCCCUCACCGCCGCCCCUGCCCCGCAUCUACAAGCCCUGCUUCGUCUGCCAGGACAAAUCCUCAGGCUACCACUAUGGCGUCAGCGCUUGUGAGGGCUGCAAGGCGCAGGCCUGACUCCCACCCCCACGCCCAGGGCUUCUUCCGGCGCAGCAUCCAGAAGAACAUGGUGUACACUUGCCACCGGGACAAGAACUGCAUCAUUAACAAGGUGACGCGGAACCGCUGCCAGUACUGCCGGCUGCAGAAGUGCUUCGAAGUGGGCAUGUCCAAGGAGUCUGUGAGGAACGACCGCAAUAAGAAGAAGAAGGAGGUGCCCAAGCCUGAGAGCUCAGAGAGCUGCACUCUGACGCCCGAGGUUGGGGAGCUCAUCGAGAAGGUGCGCAAAGCGCACCAGGAGACCUUCCCGGCCCUCUGCCAGCUGGGCAAAUACACUACGAACAACAGCUCGGAGCAGCGUGUGUCCCUGGACAUUGACCUGUGGGAUAAGUUCAGCGAGCUCUCCACCAAGUGCAUCAUCAAGACCGUGGAGUUUGCCAAGCAGCUGCCCGGCUUCACCACCCUCACCAUUGCUGACCAGAUUACGCUCCUCAAGGCCGCCUGCCUGGACAUCCUGAUCCUGCGGAUCUGCACGCGGUACACACCCGAGCAGGACACCAUGACCUUCUCUGAUGGGCUGACCCUGAACCGGACCCAGAUGCACAAUGCUGGCUUUGGCCCCCUCACCGACCUGGUCUUUGCCUUCGCCAACCAGCUGCUGCCCCUGGAGAUGGACGAUGCAGAGACAGGGCUGCUCAGCGCUAUCUGCCUCAUCUGUGGAGACCGGCAGGACCUGGAGCAGCCAGAGCGCGUGGACCUGCUGCAGGAGCCGCUGCUGGAAGCUCUGAAGGUCUACGUGAGGAAGCGCAGGCCCAGCCGCCCCCACAUGUUCCCCAAGAUGCUCAUGAAGAUCACAGACCUGCGCAGCAUCAGCGCCAAGGGCGCCGAGCGCGUGAUCACGCUGAAGAUGGAGAUCCCGGGUUCCAUGCCGCCGCUCAUCCAGGAGAUGCUGGAGAACUCCGAGGGCUUGGACACUCUGAACGGACAGCCGGGGGGCGGCGGGCGGGACGGGGGAGGCCUGGCCGCCCCGCCAGGCAGCUGUAGCCCCAGCCUCAGCCCCAGCUCCAACAGAAGCAGCCCGGCCACCCACUCGCCGUGACCCCAGCCGCGAACUCAACCGUGACCUUGACCGUGGUGGUGCCCGGAGGCAGCCCUGGCCCCGGGCUCCGGCGAUCUCUGCCUCCCACCGACUGCACUGGACCCGCCAGCCGUCCAGACAGACCCGGGACCUUCUGGUGACCGUGAUGGCAGGGAGGCGGCCGGUUGGCCCGCAGCGAUGGUGACAGUGACACGGACUGGGCUGGUGGCAGUGGCAGCAGGGACCAAAGGGACCCCUGCCCACCGUGUCCACCUUCAGCACCAGCAGGCGCGGGCCGGCCCCUGGCCCUCGCCCGAACUCACAAGCCAUCCGCUCCCCGCUGGAGCCCCCCUCCCUUAGUUGGUGACAGAGGGGGUGGCCGGGGUGGGGGUCCCCCUGUACAUACUCUGCCGUACCAACCCCCAGGUAUUAAUUCUCGCUGGUUUUGUUUUUAUUUUAAAUUUUUUUGUUUUGAUUUUUUAAAUAAGAAUUUUCAUUUUAAGCACAUUUAUACUGAAGGAAUCCGUGCUGUGUAUUGGGGGGAGCUGGGGGUGGCCCUAGGGGGUGGAGGGGCACCACAGGGCUCUGUCCCCUCGCUGUCCCUGCACUCUGGUCCCCCGCAGCCGCGCCUCCUCGGUUCUCUUUAAUACUGUGAAGUACUCACUUCGGAGGCCUGCGACCCUCCGUGCCGCGGAGCCCCAGCCCCCUCUGCCUGCCGCUGGGUAUGGAUGUCCCCCAAGUCACCCCUGCCCACGGGCAUGGGUGGGGCAGGCUUUAUUGCGUGGGAGCCCGCAUCAUUUGCGGGGUCUGUUCAGGGGGCCCCAGAUGUUCAGCCCCAGCCUCACAGCCACCAGCACCCCAUGGGGCCCGGACACACGCACGCACACGCACGCACUGUGGACAGCAGGCGGCCCACACGGCCGGCCGAGCCCCGUCUCCCUGGCCUCGCCCCCCACGCGUGCCCCCUCCUUGCCCCGCAGGCCGGGCCUGGAGGCCCCUCCCCGCUGCACCCUGCACCGAGCGGGCACUGGCUCCGGUCUCUCAGCCCCGGAGCCCCCGCGGUGCCCCUGUUACUGUUGGACUUUCCACUGAGAUCCACUGGGUAAAGAAUAAAGUUCUAUUUAUUCUAC